UCUUGGAGAUGUCAUACAAUGGUUUACAAAUUUAUUUCUUUGUUUUAUUUUCCUGGAUUUCUCAAAUUUACUAUGGGAUUCAUAAUAUCCCCAAUUUCCGUUCUAUUUUUACUUACUUUUCGUAGUGUUGAGUCGUUUAUCAACACAGCUAGACCGCCAGUCAAUCCGCAUCGGCAAGCCACUUGUGCACAAAGCCACAAGGCAGAGUUCACCUUCACCACUUCGCUGUGCGACUACGAGGUUGGCGCUGCACAGAGAGAGAGAGAGAGAAUAGAGCCUUCUCGAGUUCGAGGUUGGGGCUGGGGGAGAGAGAAUGAGAGUAGAGCCUUCUCGAGUUGUUAGUUGUGGAAUUGAAUACAAAUAUGCGAAGUUUGAAUCUGGGGAAGCUGGUUUUCUGUUCUUGUCUUCUUCACAUCAACCCGACCUUUUGUCUUCAAAUCCUCCCAAUGAAGCAGAAGCAGAAGCAAGAAAUCCCUCUCUGCUCACAUCCUGGAAACCCUAAACCUGCAACUGAACGAUGUCGCCGAAACGACCUACAACUGCUGCUACGCCACCACACCCGAGGAGAAAAGGCGCCGGAAUCAGAGCGUGGCUCGUCGUGUCGAAUUCAGGAAACUCUCAUGUGGAAGAGGUGGGGAAGCACUCGAUCAUGCGGCGAACUGGGCUUCCAGCUCGUGAUAUGAGAAUUCUUGAUCCUGGGCUGUCGUAUCCAUCGACGAUUCUUGGGAGAGAGAGGGCGAUUGUUGUCAAUUUGGAGCAUAUUAAGGCAAUCAUCACUGCUUCUGAGGUUUUGGUGCUGAACUCCAAGGAUCCCUGGGUUGUUCCCUUCAUUCGUGAUCUUGAAUCUCGACUCUGUAAUUUCAAUGAGAAGGCAAGUGAGGGAAGGGACGGUGAUACUGCAAAGGAGGUUAAUGGGGUAUUGGGACCUAAAUCUCCUGAGACUGAUCAGAAUUACCCUUUGCUCCGUCAGUUCUCUCUGAGCCCUGAAAUAGGGAUGGUUGAAUCGAACGAGAAUGGUAGUCCUAUGGCUUCAGGGGACAAGCAAUUGACGGGAGGCCCCAAGGUGUUACCUUUCGAGUUCUGUGUUCUUGAAAUUUGCCUUGAAUCUGCUUGCAGGAGCCUUGAAGCUGAGACCUCUACACUGGAGAAAGAGGCAUAUCCAGCUUUAGAUGAAUUGACCUCUAAAACCAGCACUUAUAAUCUGCAACGCGUUCGACACAUAAAGAGUCGGCUAGUUGCAGUAUAUGGGCGUGUUCAGAAGGUGAGAGAUGAACUUGAAAAUUUAUUGGAUGAUGAUAUGGACAUGGCAGAGAUGUAUUUGACUGAUAAACUCUCCCUUCUACAAUUUGAAGAAAGUGGUUUAAAAGAUGAAUUAGACAAAGAUUACAAUGACUUUGAAUCGGAUGAUGAAUGUAAUGAAGAGUUAAGGAGCGACUAUAGCAGCAGCAGUGGAAAAGUUACUGGGUUUAAGCCAAAUAUUCAGGAGUUGGAGAUGCUGUUAGAAGCUUACUUUGUACAGAUAGGAGGAACCUUAAACAAAUUGUCAACAUUGAGGGAGUACGUGGAUGACACUGAAGAUUAUAUCAAUAUCAUGUUGGAUGACAAACAGAAUCAGCUUCUGCAGAUGGGAGUCAUGUUGAGUACCGCAACUUUGCUAUUUACUGCAGGUGUUGUCGUUGUCGGUGUAUUUGGCAUGAACAUAAAAAUUUCUCUCUUCAACACCGGAAUGCCACAAUUUUUGGAGACCAACAUUGGUGUCGUUGGAGGUAUUGUGGUUUUGUAUUUGUCAGCUUUCUACUGGGGUAAACAAAAGGGGCUGCUUGAUUGAUGAGAUUCUCCACAAUAGUAAACUUCAAGUGCUCAAUUUAUCAAAAUCUGAGAUACACUCAUGUAUCCCUCAUGCAUAGAAUGGUCUAUAAGAAAGAAUGUAAUCAUUGUGUGUGUAUAGUUUAAGAUUUUAUAGUGUAACAGUAGUUAUGUUCUUGUGCAACUUUAAUAAAUUACUCAAGCGCAAAUAAUUGUAUUGCAUAGUGUAUGACAUUUCCUCUCUGUAUGACUGUAUCGGAACUGUACCUAAUGCUGUUAGUACUCUUGAAAAGAGAUAAUAACAUCGCUUGCUAGGAGAAAGGCAAGAAAGUUAUCAUCAAUGAAUUGCCGCGGUCACCUUGUUCGAGCCA
Macadamia integrifolia is the source of this 2177-nucleotide messenger RNA. RefSeq names its product magnesium transporter MRS2-F-like. NCBI's taxonomy places the organism in Eukaryota, Viridiplantae, Streptophyta, Magnoliopsida, Proteales, Proteaceae. Gene Ontology annotation, biological process: magnesium ion transport. Bases 518 to 1828 code for a protein of 436 amino acids. Gene Ontology annotation, molecular function: magnesium ion transmembrane transporter activity. The transcript has 5 exons. The record is from RefSeq and is a predicted model, not a curated record.